Messenger RNA from Brugia pahangi, 921 nucleotides. Lineage: Eukaryota; Metazoa; Nematoda; Chromadorea; Rhabditida; Onchocercidae. The record is from the annotation of a GenBank genome assembly.
AUGGAUGCGGCGAUAUUGGUAGUAUCGGGAGUUGAUGGACCUAUGCCGCAAACGAGAGAGCACAUAUUACUGGCGAAGCAAGUUGGUGUUGGGUAUAUUGUAGUAUAUAUAAAUAAAGCUGAUGUAUCCGAUCCUGAUAUGAUAGGUUUGGUAGAAAUGGAAGUGAGAGAAUUGCUGAGUAAAUAUGGGUUUCCAGGUGAUGAAGUUCCAGUGGUAAUUGGAUCUGCAUUGAAAGCGCUGGAGGAUGAUGAAGGUGAAUAUGGGAAGAAGUCAAUAGACAAAUUAAUGGAGAGGUUGGAUGACUAUGUAGAAGUGCCACCAAGAUCUGUAGAUUUACCGUUCCUAUUGCCGAUUGAAGAUGUAUUUUCGAUAUCGGGACGUGGAACGGUAGUAACAGGAAGAAUAGAAAAAGGGGAGAUAAAGAUAGGUAAUGAGAUAAAGAUAAUAGGUCUGAAAGCUACACAGAAGACAACAUGCACUGGUGUGGAAAUGUUUAAGAAAUUGCUAGAAAAAGGAAGUGCAGGGUUAAAUGUGGGGAUAUUGCUAAGAGGGACGAAGAGGGAAGAAGUAGAGAGUAUUAGCAAAACCAGGCUUUUGAGUGGAGCUAACACCGCUACUGUCAUUCCAAUAUCUUCUCCUAUUACCCCAGUACUUAAGACCGGAAUCUCAGCGUCACAUAUGCAACUAUAUGAAUGUUAUAAUAUAAGGGUAACUUUCAUCACAAAGGAUGUGUCAUCUCAGUGCCCAGACACACAGCCAUACAAACAUUAUGGCUUAAAAGCAACCUCCACCAGAAAGGGUAUCAUUCCAGUUCUUCUUUCUUGUCACGCCUGCAAUCGGAGGCAAAAUAAGGUGCUAUUACUCCUCCGUGAUGUCGUUAAUUGGUUUGAUGAUGUUCAUAGUGCAAAAGUUAAAAAAUAA